Chanos chanos (milkfish) is the source of this 2820-nucleotide messenger RNA. RefSeq names its product transient receptor potential cation channel, subfamily C, member 4b (gene trpc4b). The record is from RefSeq and is a predicted model, not a curated record. NCBI's taxonomy places the organism in Eukaryota, Metazoa, Chordata, Actinopteri, Gonorynchiformes, Chanidae. Gene Ontology annotation, cellular component: cation channel complex; plasma membrane. Gene Ontology annotation, molecular function: inositol 1,4,5 trisphosphate binding; store-operated calcium channel activity; protein binding. Bases 4 to 2820 code for a protein of 938 amino acids. The transcript is spliced from 10 exons. Gene Ontology annotation, biological process: calcium ion transmembrane transport; regulation of cytosolic calcium ion concentration.
GUCAUGGCACAGCUGUAUUACCGCAGGACUGACAAUUCCUCCUACAGGGAUCGCAUCCCGCUGCGUAUCGUUCGUGCUGAGUCGGAGUUCUCUGCCCAGGAGAAGCUGUACCUGAGUGCAGUGGAGAAAGGUGACUAUGCCAGUGUCAAACAGGCGCUGGAGGAGGCUGAGAUCUACUUCAAGAUUAACAUUAACUGUGUUGAUCCUCUAGGGCGUACAGCGUUGCUCAUUGCCAUAGAGAAUGAAAACCUGGAGAUCAUUGAACUUUUGCUCAGCUAUAAUGUGUAUGUGGGAGAUGCUCUGCUUCAUGCCAUCCGCAAAGAGGUGGUUGGUGCUGUGGAACUACUGCUCAAUCACAAGAAACCAAGUGGAGAGAAACAGGUGCCACCUCCUCUGCUGGAUAAGCAGUUCUCUGACUUCACCCCCGAUAUAACACCCAUCAUCCUGGCCGCACACACCAACAACUAUGAGAUCAUUAAAAUGCUGGUGCAGAAGGGUGUGUCUGUGCCACAGCCACAUGAGGUGCGCUGUAACUGCGUGGAGUGUGUCUCCAGCUCAGACGUAGACAGCCUGCGGCACUCCCGCUCGCGUCUCAACAUCUACAAGGCCCUGGCCAGCCCCUCCCUCAUCGCCCUAUCCAGCGAGGACCCCUUCCUGACGGCUUUUCAGCUCAGCUGGGAACUGCAGGAGCUCAGUAAGGUGGAAAACGAAUUCAAAACCGAGUACGAAGAGCUGUCCCAUCAGUGCAAACGCUUUGCCAAGGACCUGCUGGACCAGACGCGCAGCUCACGUGAGUUAGAGCUCAUCCUGAACUUCCGCGAUGACAUGAGUCUGCUGCAGGAUGAAGGGAACAACGACCUGGCCCGUCUCAAACUUGCCAUCAAGUACCGGCAGAAAGAGUUUGUUGCGCAGCCAAACUGCCAGCAGCUGUUGGCAUCACGCUGGUACGAUGAGCUUCCAGGCUGGAGGAGGCGCCACUGGGCAGUAAAGUUUGUCACCUGCGUCUUCAUUGGCCUCCUGUUCCCUGUCUUUUCCAUCUGCUACCUGGUGGCACCCAAGAGUCGCUAUGGCCUCUUCAUCCGCAAGCCCUUCAUCAAGUUCAUCUGCCACACUGCUUCGUACUUGACCUUCCUGUUCCUUCUGCUCCUGGCCUCCCAGCACAUCGUUUCCAAUGACCCCAAUCGCCAGGGCCCUCUGCCCACCACGGUGGAGUGGAUGAUCCUGCCAUGGGUCAUAGGUUUCAUAUGGACGGAGAUUAAGCAGAUGUGGGAUGGAGGAUUUCAGGACUACAUUCAUGAUUGGUGGAACCUAAUGGAUUUUGUCAUGAACUCUUUAUAUCUGGCAACCAUAUCACUGAAGAUUGUUGCAUAUGUCAAGUACAGUGGCUGUAGACCCAGGGCGAGCUGGGAAAUGUGGCAUCCUACAUUAGUAGCCGAGGCUGUCUUUGCCAUAGCUAACAUUUUUAGCUCGCUGAGACUCAUCUCUCUCUUCACGGCCAACUCCCACCUGGGUCCACUGCAGAUCUCACUGGGCCGCAUGCUUCUGGACAUCCUCAAGUUCCUCUUCAUCUACUGCCUGGUGUUGCUAGCCUUCGCUAACGGCCUCAACCAGCUUUACUUCUACUAUGAGACCCAAGGGAGCAGCAGUAACAUUACCUGCAAGGGCAUACGCUGCGAGCAUCAAAAUAACGCAUUUUCAACGCUGUUUGAAACUCUGCAGUCUUUAUUCUGGUCCAUAUUUGGCCUGAUAAGUCUCUAUGUGACCAACGUUGGGCCUGAUCAUAAGUUCACUGAGUUUGUUGGAGCCACGAUGUUUGGUACCUACAAUAUCAUCUCUCUUGUUGUCCUCCUAAACAUGCUGAUUGCCAUGAUGAACAACUCCUACCAGCACAUUGCCGAUCAUGCAGACAUUGAAUGGAAAUUUGCGAGAACCAAACUGUGGAUGAGUUAUUUCGAAGAGGGAGGCACACUACCGCCACCAUUCAACAUUAUCCCAAGCCCCAAAUCCUUCUGCUAUCUAAUUCAGUGGAUAAGGAAGAACAUUUUUAAGGAGAAAACAAAGAGGACUGAAACAUUUGGAACACUAGGGAGAAGGGCUGCUGAAAAAGUGCGACUAAGCCACCAGUAUCAGGAGGUCUUAAGAAACCUGGUCAAAAGAUAUGUGGCUGCCAUGAUCAGAGAUGCAAAAACAGAGGAAGGUCUCACUGAAGAAAACUUUAAGGAGCUGAAGCAGGACAUCUCUAGUUUCCGCUAUGAAGUUAUGGGAUUGAUGAAGGGCAAUAGGACCUGUGUUCCUGUACCCAAACUCAACACAACAGCCUCAAAUACGACUUAUCCAGAUCAUUCGGCUCUAUACUCCACAGUCCUCAGCACUGGCCAACAAAAGAGCAAACUCAACCUUUAUGAUGUCACAACUAUUCUUCAGCACCACUGUGCUGAAAGUGCUCUGGCCAAUGGAUCUGUCAGUGCUUUACCUGAAUGCUCCUCCAAAGAGAAAACAAGGAAAGACUUCCCCAAAGAUAUCACUGAUUUCAGUUUGUUCCAAAAGACCCACAAAAGAACAAACCACUGUUCUAACCCAAACAAAAUCUACUCUGUCACAGAGGAGGUGGGUGAGUCAGAUGUUCACCACUUAGACUGUGGAACACAGGAGGAGGCAGAGAAGCAGCCAUUAACCGUAGAUGCUACAGGAGCUGAGCUGGAGAAUGAAGAGGAAAUUUUGGAGAAUGAGAAGGAAGAGGAGAUGGAGCUGUCCCCACAGGGGCAGCCCUCUGGGAGCCGAUCUCCCCUAAGUAGUCCUCAUUCAGAAAUGGACACGUAG